Melanotaenia boesemani (Boeseman's rainbowfish) is the source of this 2744-nucleotide messenger RNA. RefSeq names its product serine incorporator 4 (gene serinc4). NCBI's taxonomy places the organism in Eukaryota, Metazoa, Chordata, Actinopteri, Atheriniformes, Melanotaeniidae. Gene Ontology annotation, cellular component: membrane. Bases 294 to 1844 code for a protein of 516 amino acids. The record is from RefSeq and is a predicted model, not a curated record. The transcript is spliced from 11 exons.
AGCAGAGUGAAGGCACGCAGGAUAUGGGCAAAAAACAACUUUUUCCCCUGUGAGAGUGGACCGAGAGCAGCUGAAUCAGGGCUCAUGCUGAGGGUCUCGGCUGCAGGGAGCCCUGCUGGACAAGAUUUACUGCUAAUCCAGCAUAAGGAGCUCGUAGGGACAACCUAGUGGACUUUGUGGUUUUACUUUUCAUUUUCCUGACAGGCCUGUUAGCAGCCGUGUUCUGGCCUCUUUGAGGAUGUAAGGAUGCCAUCUUUGCAGAAGCUCUGAGGGACUGCUUGUACUGGAAAUUUAUGGCCAAAUGUAGAACCGUGGCAGCUGAGGAGAAGCAGUUUAAGGGCACAAUGUCGGCCACACAGGGGAUGAACCGCACCAGCAUCUACAGCUACUUCCUCAAUAUGGUGGCCUAUCAGAUAUGCUGCUGCUGUGGACCGGCUCCCUGCUCGCUCUGCUGUGCCUUCUGCCCUCCGGUCAAAUCCUCCACCAGCACACGGAUCAUGUACACCCUCUUCCACAUCAUGACCUGCGCCGUCUCCUGCCUCAUGCUUUCCCGCACUGUGUCUGAGCUCGUCAGGGAAAAUGUGCCUUUCUUCAACGUGGUGUGCGACCAGGCGCAUGGCGGCGGCCACUGUGAGAUGCUGGUGGGCUACUCGGCCGUCUACAGAGUCUGCUUUGGUACCUCCUGCUUCUACUUGAUGAUGGCGAUCUUUCUCAUUGAUGUGAAAUCCAGUCAGGACUUCAGAGCGCUCAUACACAACGGCUUCUGGUUUCUGAAGUUUAUCACCCUGCUCGGGAUGUGCACUGCUGCCUUCUUCAUCCCAACAGAGUCCUUCCUGCACGCUUGGCAUUAUGUUGGUGUGGUGGGAGGAUUUGCCUUCAUCCUCAUCCAACUCAUCCUCAUCACAGCUUUUGCACACACCUGGAACAAGAACUGGUUGACCGGAGCAGCAGAGAACAAGCGAUGGUAUCUGGCAGUGAUGUGUGCCACCCUCUUCUUCUACACCAUCGCCACCAUGGCCUUCACCUUCAUGUACAAGUACUACACACACCCUAUCGCCUGCCACUUUAACAAAGUUCUGCUGUGGAUCAACCUGAGUCUCUGCGGCCUCAUGUCCUUCAUCGCCAUCACACCGUGUGUCAAGCAGAAGCAGCCUCGGUCUGGACUCCUUCAGGCCUCCAUCAUCAGCUGUUAUGUCAUGUACCUCACUUUUUCUGCGCUGUCCAGUCGCCCACCAGAGAAAGUGGUGUACCAGGGCAUGAACAUGACCGUCUGUUACCCCAACGUGGGACAAAAUGGCAUGCAGAACGAAGGCAACGCUGUCGCUAUAAUUGGAGCUGCAAUCAUGUACUGCUGUGUCCUCUUUGCAUGUAAUGAAGCUUCCUACCUGGCUGAGGUGUUCGGUCCGUUCUGGAUGAUCAAAGUUUAUCGCUACGAGUUCCAGAAAGCAACCUGCUGCUUCUGCUGCCCUGAAGAGGAAGCAGCUGAAGAGGAGUUUGCAGUUGAUGACGAUGACAAAGGCUGUCAGAGGGUUAUUCACAACGAGACCCAGAGAGUGGCAUACAGUUACUUCUUCUUCCAUUUUGUCUUCUUCUUGGCCUCGCUGUAUGUCAUGAUGACCCUCACCAACUGGUUCAGCUAUGAGUCAGCAGUGCUGGAAACCACCUUCACCCACGGCAGCUGGUCUACGUUCUGGGUGAAGAUAUCCUCCUGUUGGGCCUGUGUGAUCCUCUACCUCUGGCUGCUGCUGGGUCCUCUGUGCAGCUGUCAGAACGAGUCCAGACCUCGGCGCUCGCGCAUCAAACGUCGGACAGCAUCGUGCCGCCACGUCAGCGUCAGCGUCUGACGGUAUCUAAAGCAUCCACGCAGGGGGAAAGCAAACAUGAUGUGAUUUCGACAAGGGGUCACAUGACUCAGACCUCCCUAUUGUGCCCUUCAGGAGGACAUUUUUAUGAGUGGAACUUAUUGGAGUCAGGGGUCACAGACCCACGGUGGUGUGAGAAGAAACGAUGACAGGGCUCAGCACUCGGUGCCCUGUUGAUAUGUGAAAAACUGGCCCUCAUUUCACACGCUUGAUGGCCUAAAAUGCAACAACUAAUGGGGAUGUGACGGGUUUGGAGACACAGUCACAGAAUGAAUUGCCAAAGGGAUCAGAAGGAGUGGACUUACAUUCUAUUAUGUCAGAUAAAAAUGACAAAGGUAUAAAGAUAGGUCAUUUUAAAUUUUUUACUAUUUCAUUUUUAUUUUUGCAGUAUUUAGACAUCUGUUAUAAAAAGAGAAAACUUAUAGACAUUUGCUGUAUUAAUGCUACAGAGAACCACAUCUCAAACAUUUCUAUCUAUUUUUACUUUCCUGAGAAGUGAAAAAUCAUCCUGAGACAGAGAAUAUUUUCAGUCCUCUGAUCUUAGACAACAUUUGAUGGUUUUGAGCAUGAACAAAUCUUUCAAAAGUGACAAAAAAACAACAUGUAAGUUGUCUAUUUAGCAAGAGCAAGCUCUUACCGAUACAUUUCACAGAAAUAAUGUAAAUACUAAGGAAAAUCUUGGGCCAUUUGUGUGCAACUAAUGGUGCCAUGCAUAGUUUUCCUUUGUUUUAUCCAGAUAUUGAUGAAUGAUUACAUAUAGUGCUAUUUAAGAUUAGUGGUCUAAGUAACUGAGUAACCACUUGGUUUGUUGACACUUGUUUUAAGGCUCAAGUUCAGCAUUUUGGCAAAUUGUCCAUCCCAAGUGUAUCAGUCAGUCUUUUC